CGAAGCUGGUGCCGGGGAGGCUCGGCGGCGGCUGCCGCCAUUACUAAACCGAGAACACCGGGGAGGGAGGAGGGGAGGCGGGAUGGGGCCAGGCCGUCGUGGCUAGGAGCUCGGAGGGGGAGGGGGGUUGCGGUCCCGAAGGGAAACGGUCGCCGCCGGCGCGGAGUGAGAGUCCUGGGAAUACCGCGGAUGAGUCGAAACGGAGAACACUCUCAGGAAAGAAAUAUUUGAAGAAGAUCUUAGUACCACUAUUUUGUUUGUAAAGGACACCUACACCUGAACACUUAAGUUAAUUGCAAGCUUGAACAUUUGAGAAAAACUGAAAACUUAUUCUGUGAAUUUGAAGAUAAAUUUUCAGUGUGUAGAGGCACUUUUAAGAAUGAAAACUACAUCUAGUUGCGUUAGUGAAUAUAGAAUAAUGAGAAGAACACUAUGAUGGCAAAGAACAAAGAGCCUCGCCCUCCAUCCUAUGCUAUUAGUGUGGUUGGACUUUCUGGAACUGAAAAAGACAAGGGGAACUGUGGAGUUGGGAAGUCGUGUUUGUGCAAUAGAUUUGUACGCUCAAAAGCAGAUGAAUAUUACCCAGAACAUACCUCUGUGCUUAGCACAAUUGACUUUGGUGGACGAGUUGUUAAUAAUGAUCACUUCUUAUACUGGGGUGACGUAACGCAAUGUGGAGAGGAUGGAAUAGAUUGCAAAAUUCAUGUUAUUGAACAGACUGAGUUCAUUGAUGAUCAGACUUUUUUGCCUCAUCGAAGUACGAAUUUACAACUCUAUAUAAAACGUGCAGCUGCAACCAAAUUGCAGUCAGCAGAAAAACUUAUGUAUAUUUGCACAGAUCAGCUUGGAUUGGAGCAAGACUUUGAGCAAAAACAAAUGCCUGAAGGGAAGCUAAACAUUGAUGGAUUUGUGUUGUGCAUUGAUGUAAGUCAAGGAUGCAAUAGGAAGUUUGAUGAUCAACUUAAGUUUGUGAAUAACCUCUACAUUCAGCUAUCAAAAUCUAAAAAGCCUAUAAUAAUAGCAGCAACUAAAUGUGAUGAAUGUGUGGAACAUUAUUUACGAGAAGUUCAGGCAUUUGCUUCAAAUAAGAAGAACUUACAGGUAGUUGAAACAUCAGCUAGGUUCAAUGUCAAUGUAGAGACAUGUUUUACUGCAUUAGUACAAAUGAUGGAUAAAACCCGUGGUAAACCUAAAAUAAUUCCCUAUCUGGAUGCCUAUAAAACACAGAGACAACUUGUUGUUACUGCAACAGAUAAAUUUGAGAAACUUGUGCAGACUGUUAGAGACUACCAUGCAACUUGGAAAACUGUUAGUAAUAAACUGAAAAAUCAUCCAGAUUAUGAAGAAUACAUUAAUUUAGAGGGAACCAAAAAGGCCAAAAAUACUUUCUCAAAACACAUAGAACAGCUGAAACAAGAACAUAUAAGAAAACGAAGAGAUGAAUAUAUUAAUACAUUACCAAGGGCGUUUAACACCCUUUUGUCAAACCUUGAAGAAAUUGAACAUUUGAACUGGCCUGAAGCUUUGAAAUUAAUGGAAAAAAGACCAGAUUUCCAACGAUGUUUUGUGGUGCUGGAAAAAACACCUUGGGAUGAAACUGACCAUAUAGAUAAAGUGAAUGAUAGGAGGAUUCCAUUUGACCUUUUGAGCACUCUAGAAGCUGAAAAAGUCUAUCAAAAUCAUGUACAGCAUCUAAUAUCAGAAAAGAGAAGAGUUGAAAUGAAGGAGAAGUUCAAAAAAACACUUGAAAGAAUACAGUUCAUUUCUCCAGGGCAGCCCUGGGAAGAAGUUAUGUGUUUUGUAAUGGAGGAUGAAGCAUUUAAAUACAUUACUGAGUCAGAUAGCAGGGAAGUAUAUAGCAGGCAUCAACGGGAAAUAGUUGAAAAAGCCAAAGAGGAAUUUCAGGAAAUGCUUUUUGAACAUUCAGAACUGUUUUAUGACUUGGAUUUGAAUGCAACACCUAGUUCUGAUAAAAUGAGUGAAAUCCACGCAGUUCUGAGUGAAGAGCCUCGGUAUAAAGCUUUACAGAAACUUGCACCUGAUCGAGAGUCUCUCCUCCUUAAACAUAUAGGAUUUGUGUAUCAUCCCACUAAAGAAACAUGUCUCAGUGGCCAAAACUGCAUGGACAUUAAAGUGGAACAGCUUCUAGCCAACAGUCUCUUACAACUGGACCAUGGACGCUUAAAUUUGUAUCAUGAUAGUGCCAAUAUUGAUAAAGUUAAUCUUUUCAUUUUGGGUAAAGAUGGUCUUGCACAAGAGCUGGCAAAUGAAAUUCGGACACAAUCCACAGAUGAUGAGUAUGCCUUAGAUGGAAAAAUAUAUGAACUUGAUCUUAGACCAGUUGAUGCAAAGUCACCUUAUCUUUUGAGUCAGUUAUGGACUUCUGCCUUCAAACCACAUGGAUGUUUCUGUGUGUUUAAUUCUAUUGAAUCACUCAAUUUUAUUGGUGAAUGCAUUGGGAAAAUAAGGACGGAGGCAUCUCAAAUAAGAAGAGACAAGUAUAUGGCCAAUCUUCCAUUUACGUUAAUAUUAGCUAAUCAGAGAGAGAACGUCAGCAAGAAUUUGCCCAUUCUAAGACACCAAGGACAGCAACUAGCAAACAAGUUGCAGUGUCCUUUUAUAGAUGUACCUGCUGGUACCUACCCACGUAAAUUUAAUGAAGCUCAAAUAAAACAAGCUUUGAGGGGAGUUCUGGAAGCGGUAAAACACCAUUUUGAUGUUGUAAGCCCUGUUCCUGUAAUUAAAGACCUUUCAGAAGCUGAUUUGAGAAUUGUAAUGUGUGCCAUGUGUGGAGAUCCAUUCAGUAUAGAUCUUAUUCUUUCACCUUUCCUUGAUUCUCAUUCAUGUAGUGCUGCUCAGGCUGGUCAGAAUAACUCCCUAAUGCUUGAUAAAAUUAUUGGUGAAAAAAGGAGACGAAUACAGAUUACAAUAUUAUCAUACCAUUCUUCAAUUGGUGUCAGAAAAGAUGAACUUGUUCAUGGGUAUAUAUUGGUUUACUCUGCUAAGCGGAAAGCAUCUAUGGGAAUGCUUCGAGCAUUUCUUUCAGAAGUACAAGAUACUAUUCCUGUCCAGUUGGUGGCUGUUACUGACAGUCAGGCAGAUUUCUUUGAGAAUGAAGCGAUCAAAGAAUUAAUGACAGAGGGGGAACACAUAGCUACUGAGAUUACUGCUAAAUUUACAGCUUUGUAUUCUUUAUCUCAGUAUCACCGUCAGACUGAGGUUUUUACACUGUUCUUCAGUGAUGUGUUGGAAAAGAAAAACAUGAUUGAAAAUUCCUAUGUAUCUGAUAGUACAAGAGAGUCAACACAUACUAGUGAGGAUGUUUUCCUUCAUUCUCCCCAAAGGAGCUCUAUUGCCUACAGUGGCUAUCCAGAUUCAGAAGAUGAUACUGAAGCCCCACCUCCUUACAGCCCAAUUGGAGAUGAUGUACAGCUACUACCAACACCCAGUGAUCGCUCAAAAUAUCGUUUAGAUUUGGAAGGUAAUGAAUAUCCCAUUCAUAGUACACCACUUAAUUGUCAUGAUCAUGAACGCAAUCAUAAAGUGCCUCCUCCCAUAAAGCCGAAGCCAAUUGUACCCAAGACAAAUGUGAAAAAACUGGAUCCAAACCUGUUAAAAACAAUUGAGGCAGGCAUCGGUAAAAAUCCAAGAAAAGCUAAAAUGCCUCUGGCAUCAGCUGAUGAUCUAGAUCAGUCUGAUAAUUAUGCAGAACCUAUAGACACUAUUUUUAAGCUCAGAGGUGUUACUGAUGAUAUCUACGCAGUUCCUGAUGAUAGUCAGAAUCGUAUGAUUAAAAUUCAAAAUUCAUUUGCUAUAAAUAAUGCCCAAGGUGAUGAAGAAAAUGGAUUUCCUGACAGAAUUUCAAGGACCCAUGGAGAAAGAAGACCUUCAAAAUACAAAUAUAAAUCUAAAACACUUUUUAGCAAAGCCAAGUCUUAUUAUAGGAGAGCACAUUCUGAUGCAAGUGAUGAUGAAGCUUUUACAACCUCUAAAACAAAAAGAAAAGGAAGACACCGUGGCAGUGAAGAAGAUCCACUUUUGUCCCCUGUAGAAACAUGGAAAGGUGGCAUUGAUAACCCAGCAAUUACAUCAGAUCAAGAGUUGGAUGAUAAAAAGAUGAAGAAGAAAACUCAGAAAGUGAAGGAAGACAAGAAACAAAAAAAGAAAACUAAGACAUUCAAUCCACCAACUCGUAGAAAUUGGGAGAGUAAUUACUUUGGGAUGCCCUUGCAGGAUUUGGUUACAAUUGACAAGCCUAUACCACUCUUUGUUGAGAAGUGUGUGGAGUUCAUUGAAAAUACAGGUUUAUGUACUGAAGGUCUCUAUCGUGUUAGUGGAAAUAAAACUGACCAAGACAACAUUCAGAAGCAGUUUGAUCAAGAUCAUAGUAUCAGUUUGGAAUCUAUGGAUGUAACAGUAAAUGCUGUGGCAGGAGCCCUUAAAGCUUUCUUUGCAGAUCUUCCAGAUCCCUUAAUUCCAUAUUCUCUACAUCCAGAAUUAGUUGAUGCAUCAAAAAUUCUUGAUAAGACAGAACGGCUAUAUGAGUUAAAAGAAAUUGUGAAGAAAUUUCAUCCAGUGAACUAUGAUGUCUUCAGAUAUGUAAUAACUCAUCUGAACAGGGUUAGCCAGCAAAGUAGAACCAAUUUUAUGACUGCAGACAACUUAUCUAUCUGUUUCUGGCCAACUUUGAUGAGACCUGACUUUGAAAAUCGAGAGUUCCUCUCAACCACCAAGAUUCUCCAGUCAGUAAUAGAAACAUUCAUUCAACAGUCCCAGUUUUUCUUUUAUAAUGGAGACAUUUUAGAAACUUCUGAGAGUGUGGCACACCAGCCUCCACCUUCGAACCCGGUGCAAAUGGUGGAUCCAAUCGUACCACUACAGUUACCACCACCUCUACAACCUCAGCUGAUACAGCCACAGUUGCAAGCAGAUCCUCUUGGUAUUAUUUAACUAUAACAGCUUACAGUAAAUAGAAGAUGGUUGCAAUCAGCCUGGAAUUGGAUAGAAAGAAAAACUAGAGAUGCAUGUUCUGAAGAAAAAAACCCCCCAGCUUUCAUAUUUAUGGAAGUAUUUGGGUCCAAACUGGGAAAUAUUUGUUGUAGACAUACUAUACACUUUGUUCAUAAACACACAGGGGAGAAUUAUGUGAUUAGCAUGACUGAAGAGGUUUAAUUUUUUAAACAAAAAUAAUUAAAAUGCAAAGCUGCUGUUGCAUGAACAUUUAUUGCAAUCACUAUCAUUCCUGUGACAAUUUUGUCACAAUGUAUUGUGAAUAAAAUUUUUCUAUAGAAAUGUAAUUAAUUAAAUCAAUCAUUUAUGGAACAUUCAGUAUGUACAGCCUGCUUUAGGGCUGUUUUUGUUGUUUAAUAUUCUUUUUUCUUGACAAUUCCAUUCCCGUUCAGCCAGUUGCUAUGAACAGCUAAACACAGCUGUAUUUUAUUUGUAAAACCCCCAAACUACGUAUACUACAGUAUGCUUCUUUUCAAGAACAUAAACUGCACUGCUAGAAAUCCCACUCCUUCCAUUUCCCUUAAAGAAACCUGUGGACACGUGUGUUUGAGGGGUUAGUAAUUUUUUUCUUACAGCGCAAUACCAAGGACACGCUUAUUGUAAAGUGAGUUUAACUGUUGUGCAAAAAUGUUACUGUUAUCUACUUUUUUCUUAUUUUACUUUAAUGAAUGAAACACUUUAUAAUACUGUUAAUUCUGUACACAGUUGCAUGUUUGAAAGAUCAUUGAUCUUGUAAACUUAAUGUAAUAUAUUUUAGAUAUUUUAAUUUUUCCCACAGGGGGUUCAUCUAGAAUACAGAAAAAGCUGACAUUUUCAUAUAAGUUUAUAACUUUUCAUACAUAAAUGCAAAAUUUGUUGUAGUGUAAACUCGCUAAACCAAACAAUCUAGGACUUAAAUUUAACAUAUACACUAUAUUUUUCUGUGGCCCUUUAAAGGUAUAAAAAAUUGCUAAUAUAUAGCAAUAAAUACUUUGGGUACUGAAGCAUCUUAAUGUAUAUAAAAUGACCUUGUAUUCAUGUUUUUUAAUGUGAUCUGUUGUACUAAAAAUCCAAAUGGCUGUUUGCACCAUUCUAAAGUCCUUUUUUUUUUUUUACAUUGGUACAAGUUUUGCUGUAAAAGAUUGCUGCUUAGUUUCCCAGAAACAUUUUGAGUUAGCCUUUAGUGUUGAUGAAUGUGAUUGAAGGCUAGAAAUCAUGGAUCAGGUUUGAUUAGAGCCUAAUAAUAUUUUGAGUUCUCCUUGCUGACAUUCUUAAAUGUUUUGAGAAGAAGAAACCUAAUUCAUUCAGCUGCUGGGAAAUUUUAAGAAAAUUAAAAAAAAACCCUUUACUUAUCUCCACCGUAAUCUUAAUUCAUAGUUUGUGAUCUACUAUGCCAAGUAGAACAUUUUUAAUAUAAAAGUUCUCAAGAGUUUGAUUUGCAAAGUUUUUUUAAGAAUUAAUGUUCUUAAGAGCUUUGCUUCAUAUGUCUAAAAUAAAAAUUGCCUUUUUCAAUUGUUAUGUCCUAGGUAUUGUACUUCUAAUUAUGACUGAUUAUCAUUUAGUUAAAAUACCAUAACCCAGGCUGCUGUUGAAGUAUUUGUAUAUUAUAAAUUAUCUUGAUAUUUGUGUUAUAUUCUUGCAAGUAAUUAUCUUUUCUAAAAAAACAAAAACUAUUCCAAUUCAAAGCACACAGGAUAUAAACACAAUAAUAAAAUUUGUCCUGUAAAUGUAGUAGCAUUAACUUGUUUUACAUUACAUCUGUUGCCUAAAUAGCUUUUAUUUAUAGCCAUCAGUUUAACAUAGGCAUGUUAAAAAAAAUAAUCUUCAAGAGUUUUAUAAACUGUUUCUAGGUUGCUAAAGAAUUUAUUUUUCUACUGUAGAUGGUAUAGACAAAAGCAUCAAACUGUACAGAAAAAGCUUAUUUCUAUUGCAAGUAGGCUUAAAUUUUUCAGUCAUAUCAUUUGAAAAAUUUGUCUAACACAAUAUAAAAGUUGAAAUUGUUUCUCAUUUAGAAUGCCGUCUUUUUUGUAAACUAGUGUAAUUUAGUUUCCUGUGUUGAUACACUGUUUUAUUAUCCUUACAAAUUGAUUUCCAGGACUUGGUUUCAUAUUGUUACUGUCAACUAUUUAAUAGUCAUUUUUUCCUCUUGAUUCUCCCCCUCCUGGGUAAUUGUUAAAAUGCUGCUCUUACAGUUGGCCUAGGGCAUGAUCCACCAAGAUGGUGGUCACCUUGAGCAGCCUUAUGUAUUACAGCAUAAGUAUGCCUGUGUUAUGUUUAUUCUGUAAUACCAAUACAACUUUUGCACUUCCUGCUGCUACAUAAAGCCACCAUAUGUAAUGUGUUCCCAGUGGAUCAUGUCCAUUGAUCACAAAUUUAAUACUUAAGCAUUUAUAUGUUUGCCUACUUGUCGUUCUGAUUUAUACUUCAAAAUUAAAGUGCUGUGGAUGCUA
Heteronotia binoei (common prickly gecko) is the source of this 7439-nucleotide messenger RNA. RefSeq names its product Rho GTPase activating protein 5 (gene ARHGAP5). Lineage: Eukaryota; Metazoa; Chordata; Lepidosauria; Squamata; Gekkonidae. The transcript has 8 exons. Gene Ontology annotation, biological process: signal transduction. The record is from RefSeq and is a predicted model, not a curated record. Gene Ontology annotation, molecular function: GTP binding; GTPase activity. Bases 433 to 4950 code for a protein of 1505 amino acids.